This is a messenger RNA of Setaria italica (foxtail millet), 970 nucleotides long. RefSeq names its product glycine-rich cell wall structural protein 2. The transcript has a single exon. The record is from RefSeq and is a predicted model, not a curated record. The coding region runs from base 75 to 740 and encodes 221 amino acids. Lineage: Eukaryota; Viridiplantae; Streptophyta; Magnoliopsida; Poales; Poaceae.
CCACGGCUUCACUUCACUCACCACACAACCAAACACACUUGCACCGAGCUAGCAAGAGCUAGCUAUCAGCCAAGAUGGCGACCAAGCAUUUGGCUCUUGCCAUCCUCGUCCUCCUUAGCGUAGGCAUGGUGGCCACCGCUGCUGGACCCCGCAAGCUGGGCUAUGGUCCCGGAGGAGGUGGUGGUGGCGGUGGUAGUGGCGGAGGUGGUGGCUAUGGGGGAUCAGGCUAUGGGUCCGGGUCCGGGUACGGUGAGGGCGGUGGCAGUGGAGGUGCUGCCGGUGGGUAUGGGCAUGGUGGUGGCAGCGGAGGCGGCGGUGGUGAGGGCAGUGGUGCUGGUGGCUCUGGGUAUGGGUCUGGCCAAGGUUCUGGCUACGGGGCUGGAAGUGGUGGUGCUGGUGGGUAUGGAAGCGGUGGAGGCGGCGGAGGUGGUGGUGGGCAAGGUGGUGGUUCCGGCUAUGGCCAUGGAGGUGGUGAGGGCUAUGGCUCUGGCUCCGGCUAUGGAGGUGGCGCUAGUGGUGGUGGCGGCGGCGGUGGACAUGGUGGUGGCGGUGGCGGCGGCCAAGGGGGGUCUGGCUAUGGCUCCGGCUCCGGAUACGGGUCAGGUGAAGGGUAUGGGCAGGGUGGAGCUCAUGGAGGAGGAUAUGGCGGCGGCAGUGGCGGCGGCGGCGGCGGCGGCCAAGGCGGUGGCUCUGGAUAUGGCUCCGGUUCUGGCUAUGGCUCCGGUGGUGGACACUACUAAACUCAGUUUCAGAGCCGACUGCAGAGUAUAUAGUUACAAAUGUGUCAUCGGUGAUGUGAGUUUGUCUCGCUGUUUAAAAAACAGCUUAUUUGAGUGUGUGUGUGUAACACUAAAAGCAUGCUUGACACUAUACGUGUAAUGCUGUACCUAGCUUGCCGCUUUAUUAUGUACUUUGCAAGGCCUAAGGAAUAAAUAAAAGGAUCUGUUGGCUUGGAAUUAAAUUAUGAAAA